AUGACUGGCGUCGUCCAGGGUUUCUUCGUGAACCUGAACCGUACCUUCCAAACAGUACAAAACAACAAGCCGAUGGUAGAGACUAUCGAGCCGUUGGACAACCGAGACGAUCUAUUCAGAUACACCUCCGGCAGAUGGUUGACGAACGAAACGCAUCACCUCGAGCAGCCUUUCGUGAAGUUCGACGUCAACAGUCUUUGCGCUCUAGCCACGGGAAUUUCAACAAAAGCCUUCCUUCUCACGAUGAACGACGGCAACGAAGUAAUAGCAAAGAUCCCUUGUCCGAAUUCUGGGACGCCCCUACUGACGACAGCCUCUGAAGUAGCGACAUUACAGUUCUUCCCAGAGGUCUAUGUCUGGUGUUCAGAUCCGACAAACCCGGUGGGUGCGGAAUAUAUCCUCAUGGAAAAGAUCCUUGGGGAACGUUAUAAGUUGAUUGACAGGAUCCUGCAAAUGGAGAAGGAGCUUGAGAGCUGUAGAUUCCCAGCAUACGGGAGCCUCUUCCUGCGGGAUUCCUUGCUGUCUGGAUAUCGUCAUUAUUCUCUUUUCUCAGACUUGGACCCCACUGGGAUGUUCUGCAUCGGACCAUCUUGCAACCGAGCCUAUAGUACCUCCGCUGAGAUUCCCAGUUCAGAUAUUGGGCCGUGGACUUCGACUCUGGAAUUUGCACUCUGUGCAGCACGCCGAGAGCUAGCUCUCCUGAAGCGAUACUCUGAUGAUCAGUCCGUGGACGAGUACAGUGAGCUCUUGCAGAAGGCGCUACUGAUUCUACCGGCCCUAACACACAAUCCACAUGUGGUGAAGGCGGCAGGGUCAAUCAUCUGGCAUACAGACUUGCAUCUCGGAAACAUCUACGUAUCCGCGGAACACCGGGCCUUGAUUGAAGGCGUGAUUGAUUGGCAGUCCGCGCAAGCCUCUCCUCUCUUUAUACAGGCACACUUCCCCGAGUUUCUGCGGCCACCAAAAGACUACAGUCCUGGAACUGAAAUCCCCGCUCUUCCGGAUAACUAUGAAGAGCUGGACGCUACGCAAAAGGAAGCGGCCAGGAAGGCACAAACAUUGGCGGUUCAAUCUAAGUACUACGAGAUGUCAUGCCUUGUAUACAACAAGCCUGUCUACAACGCGAUGAGACUAGAUCGCCGACUGUGGGAGCCUUUCACUUGUUGCCAGCUUCCUUCCAGUGGCUCCAUGGUUCCACUACGAAACUCCCUGAUACGGCUUUCUCAAGAUUGGGUGCUGCUGGGGCUUCCCGGCAGUUGUCCUGUUGCAUUUAAUGAAGAGGAACUUAGAAGGCACACCGAGCAGGUCCGGCUUUAUCAUGACAGCAGGUAUUCGCGGGAUAUUGUAAAGGACCAGCUUGGCACCGAUGACAGCGGCUGGGUCCCGCUUGAGCAGUGGGAAUCGACCAACAAGUUGAACAAAUACCUCUUCGACAUGUAUGUGGAGGCUAUGAGCGAAGAGACUCCCGCCGAAGGAGCCGCGCAGCGGUGGCCUUUUCCGCCAGGGUAG
Molecule: messenger RNA, 1509 nt
Organism: Aspergillus homomorphus CBS 101889
Lineage: Eukaryota; Fungi; Ascomycota; Eurotiomycetes; Eurotiales; Aspergillaceae
Exons: 7
Coding region: 1-1509 (502 amino acids)
Cellular component (GO): mitochondrion
Source: RefSeq, a predicted model, not a curated record